AUGAAGGACUUGGGAAAAUUAAAAUAUUUUAUUGGUAUUGAGGUAGCUAGAAGCUCCAAAGGGAUCUUUCUUUGCCAACGUAAAUAUGCUCUAGACAUUUUGACAGAAACCGGUCUACUUGGAUCUAAGCCAUCUAGUGUUCCUAUGGAGGAAAACCAUCGUCUAGCUCUUGCAUCAGACACACUCAUGAAUGAUCCUGCUCGUUAUAGAAGGUUGGUGGGGCGACUGAUUUAUCUAAAUAUUACACGACCGGAUUUGUGCUACUCGGUUCAUAUUUUGUCUCAGUUCAUGCAACAUCCAACUCAAUCCCAGUGGGAUGCUGCACUUCGAGUUGUUCGCUAUUUGAAAUCUAGCCCUGGCCAAGGUAUUUUACUAAGGGCAGAUUCAAACUUAGUUCUUAACGCUAAUUGUGAUGCAGAUUGGGCUAGUUGUCCACUUAGUCGUCGUUCACUUACUGCACACUUUGUGUUUCUUGGCGGUUAUCCUAUCUCUUGGAAAACGAAGAAACAAACAACAGUUUCUCGCUCCUCAGCCGAAGCAGAAUAUCGUGCCUUAGCUUCAACAACUUGUGAGAUUAUCUGGUUAAAAGGAUUACUUCGAGGUCUGGGUAUAGGACAUCCACAACCAGUUUCGCUUCAAUGUGAUAGUCAAGCUGCCUUGCAUAUUGCUAACAAUUCGGUCUUUCAUGAACGUACAAAACAUAUCAUUUUGUGCGCGAUGAAAUACUACGAGGUACCAUUAUUCCAUCUUAUGUUCACACUACUUCUCAGUUAG
Papaver somniferum (opium poppy) is the source of this 774-nucleotide messenger RNA. RefSeq lists its product as uncharacterized. Lineage: Eukaryota; Viridiplantae; Streptophyta; Magnoliopsida; Ranunculales; Papaveraceae. Bases 1 to 774 code for a protein of 257 amino acids. The record is from RefSeq and is a predicted model, not a curated record. The transcript has a single exon.